Caenorhabditis angaria is the source of this 3310-nucleotide messenger RNA. NCBI's taxonomy places the organism in Eukaryota, Metazoa, Nematoda, Chromadorea, Rhabditida, Rhabditidae. The record is from the annotation of a GenBank genome assembly.
AUGUCGAGAUUUUUCAAAGCUAGAGGAGGAUCUGAUUCGGACACCGAUUCAACUGAUUCGGAAAUCGAGGACGAGCCAAAAGUGACAAAAAAGAACAACUACGGAACGUAAGUUUUGAUAUUUUUUCUGAAAUUGCAGAAAAUAGGAAAUUUUCAGCGAUGAUCUCGACUUCGCUGCUGGUGGAGAAGAUGAUGAGAAACGUGUUGUUCGCGCUCAAAAAGACAAGAAAUUCGAUGAAUUGAAGGGAAUUAUCAAACAAAAUCGUGAUGCCAAAAGUAAUAAGGAUUUGAACAAAUUGUUGACCGGAUUCGAUACUUUGACAAAAGCCUUUGAAAAAUCAAAGGCUGUUUUCCAACGUCAAAACAUUGGUGUUCCACGUUUCUUCAUUCGAUCAAUUGUUGAAAUUGAAAAUUAUGCCAACAAAUUGUGGGAUGAUAAGGAAGCCAAGUCUGGAUUGUCAAAAAAUAACGCAAAAGCUUUACCUGCUCUUCGUCAAAAAGUCAAGAAAUAUAUCAAAGAACUUGGAACACCAGUCACUGAUUAUCUUGCAAAUCCUGAUGAGGAAGGUUACGAAACUCCAGAAGAGGAAGAAGAUGAUAUUGAAAGCGAGGAUGAUGGAGUAUUGGAGAAAUCACCUGAAAAAGCGGUUGCUCAAGCAGAGACCGAUGAUGAUCGCGAUGACGAUGUUCGUAGUACAUCAAGUUGGUCUUCUGAACCAGAUACUUCUGGUUCCGACACUGAUGAAGAUGGUGUUUCGAAAAUGGAACAACUCAGACGUUAUUUCUUGAAGUAAGUUCUUUGUCACGAGUGAUUUUUUUCUUCAAAUACAAACGUUUUCAGGAAAGAAUUCCGUGGAGAUGACAAGGGAGACAAAAAAGACAAACGAAAGCAACGUGUUAUCAAAGUUAAAGAAGCUGUCGAAGAUGAUGACGAUGAUUGGACUCCAGUUUCUCGUGAAAAGAACGUUGUUCUCUUUGAUCCAAAAGAAGAAGUUACACAUGACGUAAGUUAUUUUGGAAGUUUGUUAUGAAUUUUUAUUUAAAUAUUUUCAGGUUAUGAUCAAGAAAUUGAACGAAGUCAUGUCUGUUCGUGGUAAACGUAAUACUGAUCGCGAUCAACACGUUGCUAAUCUUCGAAAACUUUUGGAAGUUUGUGAAGAGAAGCAGCUUGGAGUGGGACUUCAUGUUAAAAUUAGCUUUCGCCAUUAUUUCUGCACUUUUUGAAAUCAACGUCAAAAUCAGUGAUCAUAUGGAUUAUGAAAGUUUUGCUACAACAUUGGCAACUGUCAACAAUCUUUUGACUGUUUUGAUUGAAAACGAAAAUGUAAAACUCUCUGUUACUUUUUCGGAUGAAGACGAAAACUUGAAAGACGAUAAGGAAGAUUAUAGAAUUCAAGGUUCAAUUUUGAUUGCUGUUCAACGAUUGGAUUCGGAAUUGGCGAAGAUUUUGCAAAACGCUGAUUGUCAUUCGAAUGAUUACAUUGAAAAGUAAGAUUUUUGUGUUUGAAGUAUAUCUCAAAAUCUGAUGUUUCAGACUCCGUGGUGAGAAAGAUAUGUGCAAUUUGAUUGAAAGAGCCGAGAAAUAUGUUGAACUUCGUCAUCAUCUUGGUGUUUUCGAUAAAUACGAAGUUUGCAAGAUCUACAUGAUGAGAAUCGAACAUAUCUAUUAUAAAUAUAAAGAUCAAUGUGACUUUGAAGGAGAUGUUGGAGAAAUGAUGACUUAUUUAUGCAACAAGAUUUAUUCAUUGGACGAAGAAAAACAAUUGAGACAACGUGCCAUGUUAUGUCAUGUUUAUUGGUUGGCAGUUCAUGAUGAAUGGCAUAGAGCUAGAGAUUUGUUGUUAAUGAGUCAUAUGCAAGCAAUUGUUGAUCAUUCAGAUAUUGAUACCCAGGUAAAUCAAUUAUUUUUAUUUAUUUUAUUUAUCAAAGAAAAUUCACUGUUUCAACAAUUUAAUAUUUUUUAGAAUAAUAAAAAUAACAAGAAUUUAUAGCCGCCUACGGCGGCGUGACCUUUAAAUGCGGAAAGACACCUCGGGAAAUAAUAUAUAAGUAGAUAAGGCUGAUUGGCAACGCAAUAGAUCCAAAUCUUGAAAAAUCUCCAUAUUUAUUUUUAGAUUCUCUACAAUCGUACCAUCUGCCAACUUGGUCUUUGUGCUUUCCGUCAUGGAUUCAUUCGCGAAGCCCAUCAAGGACUUUCUGAAAUUCAAAACACUCAACGUGCAAAGGAACUCUUGGCCCAAGCAAUUGGAAUGCGCCAACACGAAAAAACUUUCGAACAAGAGAAAAUGGAAAGAUCUCGCCAAGUUCCUUAUCAUAUGCACAUCAAUGUUGAAUUAAUGGAAUGUGUUUAUUUGAUUUGUUCAAUGUUACUUGAAAUUCCACACAUGGCAAGUUGUGAAUUUGAAAUGAGAAGAAGAAUGUUGAGUAGAUCAUUCCAUUAUCAAUUGAAACAAAGCGAAAAAGCCUCAUUGACUGGUCCACCAGAAAAUACAAGAGAACAUGUUGUUGCCGCUUCAAAAGCAAUGUUGAAUGGAGACUGGAAGAAAUGUAGAGAUUAUAUUGUCAACGAGAAAAUGAAUCAAAAAGUUUGGAAUCUUUUCUAUAAUCCAGAACCAGUUAAAGUAAUGGUUGUUCGUAGAAUUCAAGAAGAAUCACUUCGAACAUAUCUUCUUACUUAUUCCACUGUUUAUGCAACUGUUUCUCUCACCAAAUUGUCCAACCUUUUCGAAUUGUCAAAGAAGGAUGUUCACAGCAUCAUUAGCAAAAUGAUUAUUCAAGAAGAAUUGUCAGCAACUCUUGAUGAACCAACUGAUUGUUUGAUUAUGCACAGAAUCGAACCAUCAAGACUUCAAAUGUUGGCGUUGAAUUUGUCGGACAAAUUGCAAAAUUUGGCUGAAAACAAUGAAGCAAAUUUUGGAGCCAAGAACUGGAAGAGGAGGGUUUUCUGGACCAGGAGCUUGGUUUCCAGGAAGGAACGAGCGGCAAGGAGACAAACAAAAAGGAACUGUAAGUUUUGUUUUUUUUUGGAAAUAAUUAUUGAGAUUUUUUCUAAAUGAUAAAUGUUCUAUUUAGAACGGAUUCAUUCAAGUUCGAAAAUAAUUUGAGUUUUAUAUUUUCGAAAAAUGGGCCAAUUGCCACGAACAAGUAUCCGUUUUUUAUUCAAAAGCGAAAAUUAUUUAAAUAUUGAAUUACAGGGAGAUCGUCGAACUGGACCAUCAGAUGGAAAACGAGGAAGUAACAGCGGAGGAGUUUGGGGAGGAUCGGGCGGUGCUAAUCAACCUCGUAGAAAUCAAAAACAAAGAGCCUUCUAA